Molecule: messenger RNA, 2993 nt
Organism: Carya illinoinensis
Lineage: Eukaryota; Viridiplantae; Streptophyta; Magnoliopsida; Fagales; Juglandaceae
Product: cell division cycle protein 27 homolog B
Exons: 16
Coding region: 204-2492 (762 amino acids)
Biological process (GO): cell division
Molecular function (GO): protein binding
Source: RefSeq, a predicted model, not a curated record
AAAGGCCCCAAAUUUGGAAAACCACUCCCCCCUCUUUUUCUCUGAAUCGAAUCGAAGCUGUAAUGGAAGCAAUACUCCGAUCCCUCUCACGUGCCUCCGGGAUUUGAACCUGAGCCCCCGGCCGCCCAAAACCAGAUAAACCCUCCCCCUCCCUUCCCUCUCUCUCUCUCUCUCUCUCUCUCUCUCUGAGAAUCGGAGCAGCCAUGGAAGCAAUACUCGUGGACUGUGUACAAAACAGUCUUCGCCAUUUUAUGUACCGGAACGCGAUUUUCAUGUGCGAACGCCUAUGCGCUGAGUUCCCCUCUGAGACCAAUAUGCAAUUAUUGGCUGGCUGUUAUUUGCACAGCAAUCAAUCUUAUGCCGCGUACCACAUUUUAAAGGGCACGCAAAUGGCUCAAUCGCGCUACAUGUUUGCACUAUCAUGCUUUCAGAUGGAUCUUCUUAAUGAAGCUGAAGCAGCAUUAUGUCCCCCUAAUGAGCCUGGUGCAGAGAUUCCAAAUGGUGCAGCUGGUCAUUACCUUUUAGGACUUAUUUACAGGUACACUGACAGACGGAAAACUGCUGUACAUCACUUUAAGCAGGCAUUAUCAGCUGAUCCUUUAAUGUGGACUGCAUAUGAGGAGCUUUGUGUCUUAGGUGCUGCUGAAGAAGCAACUGCAGUUUUUGGUGAAGCAGCUGCUCUUUGCAUACAAAAGCAAUACUUACCCCAUGGAUCAGCUUCCCAGAGCUUGCACACGUCAACUGAGGAUCGUGGCUUAGCUUCUUCUGGAAACUUUUGCCCAGGGGCAGAUGAUGCCAGUCCACGGCAAUUGAAACACAUGCAAGGCAAUAACCAAAGAGAUAUUCCUGGCAAUUAUCAUGGAGCAACUGCACUAGGAGGAGCUGCUAGUCAGCCUUCAAAUGGUGGUUCAUCAAACAUAUCAUUCUAUAAUACUCCUUCACCUAUGGCCUCACAGUUGUCAGGUGUUGCUCCGCCACCUUUAUGCAGAAAUGCUCAGCCAAAUGGGCCAAACCAAAGCAUAGUCACCGUUGAUAGCUCUCCAAGGUCGACUGUGAACUCUACUAUUCAAGCCCCUCGAAGAAAGUUUGUGGAUGAAGGAAAAUUACGGAAGAUUUCUGGGAGGUUAUUUUCUGAUUCUGGCCCUCGACGAAGUACAAGGCUUUCUGGAGAUGCUGGGGCCAACUCAAAUGUGAGUGCUACAAUGGUAGUUGGAAAUGGAACGAGCAACUCUUCUAAAUAUCUUGGAGGUUCCAAACUGAGCUCUAUGGCAUUUCGUGCUGUGACAAUUCGUAAGGUUCAGUCAUGGACCAAUGAAAAUAUUGAUGAAGGGAUACGCAAUGAGACUUUUGAUGAUUCUCGCACAAAUGUCACAUCAACAACUUCUAGUUUGUCUCCCUCUGGUGAUACUAAAUCUCUUGAACAAGAAGGAACAACCAUUCCAAUUAGUGGAGGUAUCAUGAACGGCUCAAAAGUUAUUAGUGGUGCUUCAGAAAUACUGGGUCUUUUGAGAACUCUUGGGGAAGGCUACAGACUUUCCUGUAUGUACAGGUGUCAGGAAGCACUGGAUGUUUAUCUUAAACUUCCACACAAGCAUUAUAACACGGGCUGGGUGCUUUCCCAGGUUGGAAAAGCAUAUUUCGAAUUGGUUGAUUAUUUAGAGGCUGAGGGGGCAUUCAGUCUUGCCCGCCAGGCAUCCCCUUACAGCUUAGAAGGAAUGGAUACUUAUUCUACUGUACUUUAUCAUUUGAAGGAAGAUAUGAAGUUGAGUUAUCUGGCUCAAGAACUUAUCUCAACUGACCGUUUAGCAUCUCAAUCUUGGUGUGCUAUGGGAAAUUGCUAUAGCUUGCAAAAAGACCAUGAAACUGCUUUGAGAAAUUUCCAGCGAGCUGUUCAACUUAAUCCAAGAUUUGCAUAUGCACACACCCUUUGUGGUCAUGAAUAUGUGGCUUUGGAGGAUUUUGAGAAUGGAAUUAAGAGCUACCAGAGUGCACUUCGGGUUGAUGCAAGGCAUUAUAACUCCUGGUAUGGGCUUGGAAUGAUAUAUCUUCGCCAAGAGAAGUAUGAGUUUUCAGAGCAUCACUUCCGGAUGGCUUUCCAAAUAAAUUCACGUUCUUCUGUUAUAAUGUCUUAUCUCGGUACAGCUUUGCAUGCCUUAAAGAAAAGUGAUGAAGCUCUGGUGAUAAUGGAGAAGGCUAUUUUAGCAGAUAAGAAGAAUCCUCUUCCCAUGUAUCAGAAGGCUAAUAUACUAGUGAGCUUGGAAAAUUUUGAUGAAGCCCUUGAAGCCCUGGAGGAGCUUAAAGAGUUUGCCCCUCGUGAAAGCAGUAUAUAUGCUUUGAUGGGUAAGAUCUACAAGAGGCGUAAUAUGCAUGACAAAGCGAUGCUUCAUUUUGGUCUUGCCUUGGAUUUGAAACCACCCGCGACAGACGUAGCUACCAUUAAGGCUGCCAUUGAGAAGUUGCAUGUGCCAGAUGAACUACAAGACUACUUGUAGAUCUACUUACUUGCACUUGAACCGGGACAGGGAGAGUGAUGUAAAUUUUCCGGCUCAGAUCAUUAGGCCCCUAAGAAGUUUGGCCUGGCUUGUGCUUUCGACAGACAAUGAAUAAAAAUGGCUUAAUGCUGGAGGCCUGAUUGUUUCUGCCAGUGUCCUGUCUAGCUGGCAGAUCAUGCGGAAGUGACGACCUCGGAUCUGCUGUUGAUUUACAUACUGAGGUUCUGAUGUUAUAAAGGUAUUAAAAAGCUACCAUGUUUAUAUGCUUGUACGGAUGGUGGUUUUAUGAUGCCAAAGAGGUCUUUGUAUGAUUAGUCUGAAUUAGUUGUUCAUGGUAUAGUUGGCUCGCCCAUUCGUUGAGUCUAGGGCUUAAUAUUCAGUAUUAUUUAUUUCUGUUGAUCAUCGAAUGCCAGCAGCAAUAUUGCUCAUCUGCAUCCACUCGAAACGAUCCUCUUGCACCCAUCCUGUGACAAAUGAGUGAUUUAUUUUUGGAUUUCAAAA